Molecule: messenger RNA, 2373 nt
Organism: Mus pahari (shrew mouse)
Lineage: Eukaryota; Metazoa; Chordata; Mammalia; Rodentia; Muridae
Gene: Gorab
Product: golgin, RAB6 interacting
Exons: 5
Coding region: 72-1178 (368 amino acids)
Biological process (GO): non-motile cilium assembly
Source: RefSeq, a predicted model, not a curated record
UACCCGUGGAGCUGUGUUGGCAAUCUGCGCGCGGAGAUUUGGGCACUCUUCUGGUGCCCGGGGCUAGGCGAAUGGCUCAGGAUUGGGCGGGCUUCUCUGAGGAAGAGCUGAGGAGACUAAAGCAGAAUAAAGAUCCAUUUGAACCUCAGCGCCGUCUCCCUGUGAAGAAAAGUCGACAACAGCUUCAGCGAGAAAAAGCCCUUCUAGAGCAGAGCCAAAAGCUUGGCCUCCAAGAUGGGUCGGCCCCACUGCUUCCAGAGCAACUGCUCUCUGCACCCAAACAGAGAGCUAGCAGUCAGAAACCACGCCCUCCUUCCCCUUCGGCCCCCAGUCCCCUCACACCCACCUCUUCCUCUGGCGAUGGGAAGCUACCUGGUGUUGGAAGUCAGCCACAGGAAGCAGGACUUGAGAAUUCCCACCAUGGUCACAGAAGUGCUGAGGUUCGAGCUCCAAAGCCAGAUUGCAGAAUGGAGAAAAAGAAAAUGGAAUUGCAGGAGAAAUCUCGUUGGGAAGUCCUCCAACAAGAACAACGACUAAUGGAAGAGAAAAAUAAACGCAAGAAAGCCCUUUUGGCUCAAGCCAUUGCAGAAAGAUCUAAGAGGACCCAAGCAGAGACCAUAAAACUAAAGAGGAUCCAGAAGGAGUUGCAGGCCUUAGACGACAUGGUGUCAGCUGACAUUGGAAUCCUCAGGAACAGAAUUGACCAGGCCAGCCUCGAGUAUUCCUAUGCACGGAAGCGCUUUGACAGAGCUGAAGCUGAGUACAUUACGGCAAAACUAGAUUUACAGCGCAAAACUGAGACGAAAGAGCAGCUCACCGAACACCUCUGUACCAUCAUCCAGCAGAACGAGCUCCGGAAGGCCAAGAAGCUGGAGGAGCUGAUGCAGCAGCUGGACGUGCAGGCUGAUGAGGAGGCUUUGGAACUAGAGGUGGAGGUUGAUCAGUUGCUUCGAGAACAGGAAGCAGAGGCAGCCAAACAAAUGGCUUCUGCAGAGAGGCUGUGUCAGCCGGAUGGGGAGAGUGUGUCUUCAGAACUGGCUGAAGAAAACAAAGACCCUCAAAAGCACACUCCUUCCCCAGAGACAGACCAGCCAGGCAAAUGUUGCAGUAGCUCUCCCCAUAGACUAGACUGCCCAGAUCCAGGAGCCAAGAACUUUUCAGCUGCUGUGGCCACAUGAGCGGCCAGUGGUUUUUCAGUUAACAUAUCUCUGUGGUAAAUUAUAGCUUGUCCCUGAUAAAACUUCUUUAAACCCAUUUGUGUUUGAAUCAGUGCUUAGUGUUAGUAUGUUAGCAUGUCAGAUCAUUCCAAAGUCACAAGUUCCUAUCCAGGACAUUUCCUAUCCAGGGAGUGUUGACCCCUUGGAGUUGGGAUUCCUUCAAGCCUUGUCACUGAGUUAGAAUAGGUGACUCACAUGGUGGGAGUGCUCAGGGUCCUGCGUUUGACCUUCAACACUACAGACCAAGCAUGGUGGUAGAAGAAAAACUACAUGGCUUCUUAGCCCUUGGCCAAACUUAACUUGUGAGAGAACAUUGAGACUGUGUGGCCUUCUAUGUAGUCAUUAAAAAGACAAAAAAAUUGGUUAAAUUACCUAUCCGGAUGCUAACUAGAGUGAGUAGUCACAACUUGGAAAUCCCAGCUUAUGUAAGGAACUAGACAACCCAUUUAUUUUCCCUUUAAUUUGUCAGUAAAUGGUUUCUUGUUUACGCCUGAAUUUUGGUUAGUUGAUAUGUAUCCAUAAGCUGUGACUUUACCUUUACUGUCUUCUGUUUUCCUUAAUGAAUGGACAGGGAAACUUUAGACAAUGAAACUGUUUCUAAAGUGACUACGAAAAUGGCAAGUCUUAUUGAUUAUCCAACAAUGAUGUAUUCCCUCACUAAAGCUCUGUAACAUGGAUAUUUAUAUGUCAGGUAUUGCUUCUGCUGUCAUAAAGCAUUGAAAUCGUUAAAGCCCUCAUUUUCUAAUUGCUUUCAUAAUUUGUUAAUCGCCUGUUCCCAAAAACUUGACUGGUACAUUGUGCUAGAUUUGAAUGUAUAUAAAUGUUUUGUUUUGCCACAAAUAUACAAAUAUUACCUUAAAUUAUCAAUUUCUCAGAAAUCAUAAAAAAUGAAAAAUGUGUUUCACUCAUAAAAAAGGAGCUGUUUUUAAAGGAGAUAAAGACAGCUGUUUGCAUAAUACAUUGUAGAAAACUUAGGGAUGUCCUAUUUUUAAAUUAUUGUCUAAGACAUCUUCUGAUAGUAAGGAUGCUUUGUAUUUUUCUAUGACCUGAGCCACAAGUAUAAUUUUCCAUUACUGACUUCUAAACACAAGCAUUUAUUUACAUAGUGUUGUUUUUAUUUAUGAAUGAGACACCUAUAAAUGUAAAACCUCAUUGC